Pseudogymnoascus verrucosus is the source of this 2089-nucleotide messenger RNA. RefSeq lists its product as uncharacterized. Gene Ontology annotation, biological process: transmembrane transport. The coding region runs from base 464 to 2089 and encodes 541 amino acids. NCBI's taxonomy places the organism in Eukaryota, Fungi, Ascomycota, Leotiomycetes, Thelebolales, Thelebolaceae. Gene Ontology annotation, cellular component: membrane. Gene Ontology annotation, molecular function: transmembrane transporter activity. The record is from RefSeq and is a predicted model, not a curated record. The transcript is spliced from 3 exons.
AAUAAUAGAACCACGAGUAAGGAUUCCUUAUCCCCCGCGUUUGUGGCUUUCUGCACAAUCCAAUAAUCUGACCACUUUCCCAUUCGGGGCUGGCCCCCAAGCCAGAAAGUGAGGAGUAGUGCCGAGGGAACCCACGCGCCAAAGCCACUAUAGUGCGGGCCCUUAAAGCCCGCCGCAGCCCACCACAGAGUCAGUCAGUUCGGAGCGACCCGCCGGGUAUACUGACGAAACGACGUACGGUGGAUUUUCUUGACUGGACAAACUGUUAUUGCUUACAACUGCGAUUUGCAGAUGUGAGAGAUUGUGGAAGGACGACCUGGUAUUAAGUUUGUGUGUACCACGGUAAUCUUAUGACGGCUUGGCGGUGAGACGGGGAUCUCCACUAGAGAGAGAGUACAGUGGGACGCAGCGCACGAUCAGCUUACGGUGGCUUGCGCGCGCGCGUGCGCCCGUACGCGACGAUAUGGGUAGUGAUGCUGCUGCUACUGCUGUUGCUGGGCUGAGUAAGAACGACGCUGUGGUGACUAAGGACGACAACAGCAACGACGCAGCGGAACGGAUUGAAACCUCGACGACGAGAGACGACAGCGCGACGCUUGAGACUGCGACGUCGGGCGCUGCGACGAAGGCUGAGGGAGAGCAGCAGCGCGGGGCGAAGAAGGGGUGGAGACGGAAAGGGUGGUUUGGGAAGAUGAACGCGAGUGCGGAGGGAGAGGCGCUGGAGAAUAUGGGGAGUAGGGAUGGGUUGUUGGAGGGGGGGGAGGGGGAGGUGGUGUGGAAGGUUUAUAAGAGGAGGUGGUUUGGGUUGUUGCAGCUUGUGCUGUUGAAUGUGGUUGUUAGUUGGGAUUGGCUCUCUUUUGCGCCUGUCUCGACGACGGCAUCGGAAUACUUCGAUAUCUCAAUGACGGCUGUAAACUGGCUAAGCACCGGCUUCCUCUUCGCCUUCUGCGUCGCAACACCCUUCACCAUCUACGUCCUUCACAAAGGCGGUCCCAAGCCCGCCAUCAUAACCGCCUCUGUCCUCCUCCUCGUCGGGAACUGGAUCCGCUACGGCGGGACCCGCGUCCAGAACUACGGCGUCGUCAUGUUUGGCCAGAUCCUGACGGGGUUUGCGCAGCCGUUCGUGCUGUCGUCACCGACGCACUAUAGCGAUCUGUGGUUUACGAAUAAUGGGCGUGUGGCGGCGACGGCGGUGAUGACGCUGGCGAAUCCGUUGGGAGGGGCGUUGGGGCAGUUGAUUGAUCCGUUUUUUGCGCCGAAUAAGGGGGAUAUACCGAAUAUGGUGUUGUAUAUUUCUAUUAUUGCUACGGUUGCUUCGAUCCCUUCUUUCUUCAUACCCGCCGCUCCACCAACGCCAUCCUCGCCAUCAUCAACAGAGCACAAGCUGGACAUCAUCCCCUCCAUAAAGACGCUCUUCAAAUCCCCUGAGUUCAUCAUGAUGCUCAUCCCCUACACCGUCUACGUCGGCCUCUUCAACUCCAUCUCCUCCCUCCUCAACCAAAUGCUCUCCCCCUACGGCUUCACCGAAGAAGAAGCCGGCAUCGCCGGCGCGAUCCUCAUCGUCGUCGGCCUCGUCGCCGCAGCCAUCUCAUCCCCCAUCCUUGAUCGCUCGAAGAAAUUCCUCCUCGCUAUCAAAAUACAGGUCCCCCUCAUCGCCCUCGCGUACCUAGCGUUCAUCUGGGCCCCGCCCACUCGUGGCGUCGCGGCCCCGUAUACUAUCCUCGCUAUCCUUGGCGCGGCGUCGUUUACACUCCUCCCUGUGGCGCUUGAGUAUGUGACGGAGCUCACGCAUCCUGUUAGCCCGGAGGUGACGAGUACGAUUUUGUGGUCGGGUGGGCAGUUGCUCGGUGGGCUGUUUAUCGUUAUUAGUGAUGCGUUGACGGAUGGGGAGAAUGGCGGGCCCGGGUCGGAUGUCCCGAGGAAUAUGCAGCGUGCGCUGUGGUUUCAGGCUGUGAUUGCAAUGGUGGUUAUGGUGCCGCCGCUUUGUUUAGGGUUGUUUGGGAGGAGGGAGCAGGUCAAGAUGAGGAGGGUGGAGGCGGAUAAGGUGUAUAGGGAGGGACAGAGGACUAAUGGGGGGGUUGUAUCUUGA